AUGGUUAUACAUCCAAAGGCAGGUGACUGCAAGUACCAAGAGAGGCUAAGCGUGGCGAACAUCACCUCGUGGACCAUACUCCCGGCUCGCGACGAGAGAGCACUCGAAGCUGCAGUGGCGACGAUCGGCCCGAUCGCCGCGUCCGUGAACGCGAGUCCAAAGACCUUCCAGCUUUACCACUCCGGCGUCUACGACGAUCCAGCGUGCACGUCGGACAAGGUCAACCACGCGAUGCUGAUAGUCGGUUACACGAAAAACGCUUGGAUACUGAAGAACUGGUGGGGUACGGGCUGGGGCGAGGAUGGCUACAUGCGCUUGCGGAAGGGCAAGAAUCGCUGUGGCAUCGCCAAUUACGCGGGCUACGCGAAAAUUUGA
Messenger RNA from Copidosoma floridanum, 375 nucleotides. RefSeq names its product Cathepsin L4 (gene CtsL4). The record is from RefSeq and is a predicted model, not a curated record. Gene Ontology annotation, biological process: proteolysis. Gene Ontology annotation, molecular function: cysteine-type peptidase activity. NCBI's taxonomy places the organism in Eukaryota, Metazoa, Arthropoda, Insecta, Hymenoptera, Encyrtidae.